Messenger RNA from Lodderomyces margitis, 912 nucleotides. RefSeq lists its product as uncharacterized. NCBI's taxonomy places the organism in Eukaryota, Fungi, Ascomycota, Pichiomycetes, Serinales, Debaryomycetaceae. Gene Ontology annotation, molecular function: 8-oxo-dGDP phosphatase activity. The transcript has a single exon. The record is from RefSeq and is a predicted model, not a curated record. Bases 1 to 912 code for a protein of 303 amino acids.
AUGUCAUUCUUGAGAAUAAUUGAAGAAGUUGACUCAUUCAAGAAAACUGAUGCUUUUUAUACUUUUUUAGAUCAUGAAGGAAGAACUGGACUCGGGUAUAUAGAUCCCACAAUUGUUAAAUUACUUCAAUCGGAACCAACCUUCAACACCAAUCAUGAAGCUAAAACAAUUGCAAUUGGCUCCAAAUUCGAUACCAUUGAAAAGAGAAAUGACAUGUUUGCUGAAGUUGCAGAUAGAUGGAGAAAGCUUCCCGAAUUAGAUGAGAUACUCAACAAAGGUUGGAGAAAUGAAUUGUAUGUCGUUUACAACCCCUCUAAAACACAAUACAUGCGAUUAGAGAGGGCAUUCUCGGUACUUUUAGGUGUUGUUACAUACGGUGUUCACAUAAAUGGGUACGUGCCACCUGAACUAUCCUCAAACGGUAAAUUAAAACUCUACAUCCCAAGAAGAUCUAAAACGAAAUCAACUUUUCCGGGUAUGUUGGACAAUACUGUAGCCGGUGGAAUAGGGUAUCCCCAUGGGUUAGAGACUACCGUGAUUAAAGAAUGCUUCGAAGAAGCGGGGUUAGAAGAAGAUUUUGUUCGCAAGAAUAUCAAAAACACUGGAGUUGCCACUUAUAUCUACUUGAAAGACGGACGUGCUCAACCCGAAGUGGAAUACACUUAUGAUCUAGUCAUUAAAGAAGAUGAAGCUCAUUUGAUUAAACCACAGGAUGGUGAAGCUGAAGAUUUUCAACUAAUGGCUAUAGAUGAAGUGUUGCAAAGAGUCAAGAAUAGAGAAUUUAAACCAAAUUGCGGAUUGAUUAUAAUCGACUUUUUAAUCAGACACGGGUAUAUAACUGCAGAGGAUGAGCCAGACUAUUUAGAGAUCGUUUCUAGGUGCCAUGUGAAAUUUCCAUUUCCAACUCGAUAG